Paramuricea clavata is the source of this 2338-nucleotide messenger RNA. NCBI's taxonomy places the organism in Eukaryota, Metazoa, Cnidaria, Anthozoa, Malacalcyonacea, Plexauridae. The record is from the annotation of a GenBank genome assembly.
AUGAGUUGUAGUAAAACAAAGCAGAAAGGGGGUAGCAGGACAUACUGCUCGGCAGUUAAUUGUUCAAAUAGCAAAGGAUCGCAUCCUGAACUAAGUUUUUUUCGCUUCCCUGCUGAUAGCAAAAGGUAGGUCCACGUUUUCUGCAGACAUGAAAAAAUUUGAAUGUUUUCCGUUGCUUUGUAUAUCGAUAUAAUAUAUUAAUUAUUUAGAUCUAAGGAAUGGGUAAUACUUACCCGGCGUCAGGAUCUGCAAAACAAAACUGCGGACUAUCUGUAUAGAAAUUGCCGUCUAUGCGCCAUUCACUUCGAAGACUGCAUGUUUAUAAGUCAUCUGAAAAACCGACUAAAUCCUCAAGCAAAGCCUACCCUUUUUGACAUUCCGAAUCCACCGCCAACAGUUGGUCAGAAACGACGAUUCGUAGAGAGGAUAUCUACAUCUGACGAAGAUAUAGUAAAAGGUAUUUUUGAGUUUCCAGUAACCGGCUUUACACGUGGAACUUUACUUUUACCCUUUGGUUUAUAAUGUAUAUUGGUGACGAAUAAGAAUAAAAAAAUAUUUAGUUUUAUUAAAAAAUAUUUAGUAAUCAGAAAUAACUAAUAGAAGUCUUCACUUUUCUGGCUAUUAAUUUUCGACUAUUUUUUACAUAAAAAAUAUUGGUAUAGAAUAUAAUACCAGAGACGGAUUUUCAUAUUUUCGCUCGGAGGGGGGGGGGGUGGAUAAAAAUCUGGGGGUGCUUGGUUUGGCUGGAGCCUGGUGGCAACGCCUGAAAAGGCCAAGGAAAAAGUUGAACAAAAAUUUUUCUAGACCUGCAUGGCAAGAUCUGAGACCAUAAUAUUGGUAAUUUUAUACAAAUUUAGUAGUAAGAAUAAUCAAAUAUGAAACUAUCAAAUCAAAAUAUAUGUAAUUUGCGGGGGUGCCAAAUGCCUAUGGGGGGGGGGGUGCGAAUCAUUUCCGGGGGGGUGCCCCCCCAGAAAACCCGUGCCUGUUUAAUACUGUGCAACUACGAGCUUGACAAUGAGUUUUAUUCCAUAAAAGUAUCCACACCGUUUCUUUUCAGAAAAAAGACGAAAGCUGGUAGCAGACGUGGAAGGUAAAAAUGUUAACAACAGUUUACUAACAGAGAUUAUUGCACCUCUGCUCAAUUGUAUUAGCAUUUAAAAGAUAUAAGUAGUUACAUAUGAUUUACAUAUUUAAAUUAAACAGAACAAUCCAGUGAUCAAGCUAGGAUGAUGGUUGACCAUAAUCCAGUCAUUGUCAUUGAGGAUAAUAUUACAGGACUGCAAGGUAGAGUAGAAAUAUAAUAUUUAACUUCUUGAAUACCCAUCUCUUCUACAGUACUCCUCAUUUUGUCCCCAUUCUGGCAAUGUAUUGGGAAAUCCUAAAACAUAACCCAAAAAAUAUUAUGGUACAAUCUACAAAGAAACUAUUAUUAUAGUGAGAGACUGAGAGUGUAUAGAAAUGGUACUAUACUUUGGCACUGGCUUACUCUUGUUUUUCUCUACUGAUACAUCCAGACCAUCAAGAGGAUUUGCAAGAAGCAAAGACUGCAGAAUUUUGUGGUCAAACCAGCAGCACCCUUACAACCAACACACCUAGAAAAAAGAGGCAGAGAAAAGUCAUAGAGGCAAAAAAUAAAAAGAUUAGCAGAUUGAAUAAGAAGCUGAGCAAGGUCAUACGAAACAAGAAGACCCAAAAAAGUGCCCUGGAUGACGCCCUCAAAAAGCUACCUCCACAUUUGGCUGGCUUUGUUAAAUUGCAAUUCGAUCUCCACGCAGCAAAAAAGCAUGGCAGGCGUUACUCACCAGAGAUGAAAUCCUUGGCAAUUUCACUGUUUCAUGCUAGUGGAAAAGCAUAUCGUCUCUUGUCCAAACUUUUUAUCUUGCCAACACGAUCUUCCCUUCGGAACUACAUCAGUAAGAUGCCAACAGAGGCUGGUAUAUCACAGGCAACAAUCAACACCUUAAAGCAAAAGGUUUCUCAAAUGAGUGAUAUGGAGAAGUUGUGCUCACUGUGCAUGGAUGAAAUUUCAUUAAAAACCCACCUAUUCUACAGUAUCCCCAAAGACAAAAUUGUUGGUCUGGAGGAUUUUGGUGGUGGAUAUCGUACCAACAAGGUGGCAACCUCUGCACUGGUGUUGUUGGCACGGGGUAUUUCUGGGAAUUGGAAACAACCUAUAGGUUAUGUUCUUGUCAAUGGUGCAUGUCCCACUGAUAUCCUAGAAGACGUAAUGAAGGAAGCCCUUGAUAAGCUGCAACAGAUUGGUUUGAAUGUCCUAGUGGUGAUGUCGGAUAUGGGUUCUAAUUUCCACAGCUUUGCUAAUCGAAUGGGUGUGACUUGA